Molecule: messenger RNA, 1449 nt
Organism: Letharia columbiana
Lineage: Eukaryota; Fungi; Ascomycota; Lecanoromycetes; Lecanorales; Parmeliaceae
Exons: 2
Coding region: 1-1449 (482 amino acids)
Biological process (GO): regulation of DNA-templated transcription
Molecular function (GO): zinc ion binding; DNA-binding transcription factor activity, RNA polymerase II-specific
Source: RefSeq, a predicted model, not a curated record
AUGUCCCAAGCCAAGCAGCUUGCGCAGUAUCACAACAGCGGUGUCGAUGGCCAUGGCUUUGGCAGCCCGAAUGACGCAGCGAGAAAACAGGUCGCCUGUGACAGAUGCAGAGGCCAGAAGCUUCGCUGCAUCUGGGAUGAAAAUGUUGGACAAUGCCGAAGGUGUGCUAAGGCAAAUGUCGUGUGCAUGAUACUACCACCUCGACCCAUGGGCCGGCCGUCACGCCCGACUCAUCGCAGCGACUCCCAAUCCACAAGUAGUUACGACCAAAUUCCGCUUCAGGACCCGCAAUGGGCAGCGUUCAUGCAGUCACAGUCGUUACAUGCUGGAUCCUGUGCUGCGAUGGAGCAAGACGAUAUAGACAUGCAAGAUACCCUCACGGAGGGGACAAGGACUGAUUUCGACGACACCAACCGUGGAGCGACCGCUCGUUCAUCAAUUGAUCAUCUUCUGAAUGGCCAAGCCGCCCACUUCUCAUCUGAACUAUUCCCACACUCGGACAUGCUGCAUACGAAUGAAAAUCUACAAGAUCUAGAUGAUAACUCUUUUGUGGUACAUUCGUCGCUCAUGCAGAACGCCGACAACAGCUACAAAAUACCCACAUUCCGUAGCGAUAAGACCUUCGUUCCUUCACGUCAUAACAACCCGACCAUGGAUAUAAACCGUCCAGCCGCACCCCAAUUAAUCCCGCCCGACGCUAAUUCCGAGGGCGAUGAAAAUACAGAUGAAGACCUGGAUGACAGAAGUCUAUGCACCAUCACAAAACUGUUAAGACUGAAUAUGGCCCUGUACAAGCAUCUAACGCAGAUGAACGCGGGACAGAGCGAGAGUCCGCCUCCAGUCAUGACGCCUGUAUCACUUGAGUCUCCAUCCGCACCCAGUCCUAAACCAGCAAUGGUGCCAAGAAUGAUGAUCGGCCGGCUACUGUCCCUGACAGAUGAAUUCUCGACGCUCCUCGGCCAGCUCGGUCUCCUGGCCCGUUUUCACAAAAUACCCGGCAGUGGAAGCGACACCGCAAGCCCCUAUGGCUCUGUGUCAUCUACAACCACCUCGGGAAACGCGAGCAGGUGCAGCCGUAGCCGCAGCAGUCCCGAAGCCUCCCAGUGGAAGCAGCACGACCCUUGCACGGCCCUGCUGGUCCUGAGCUGCUACCUCCACCUCAAGCAAGUGCAUGCCCGUUCCCGCCUCGCCUUGAACCGGCUGCUGAGCCGAGACGUGGAGCCCGAAGACUUGCCCGAGCUGCUGCCGGGUCUCGUGAUUGAGGGAUUCUCACUCGCUGGCCACGGGCGCUUGCAGCUGGGUAUGACGGCCAAGCUGUGCGAGCAAAUGUUCAACAGUAUUGGACCGUGCAUGGGGCUGGAUGACAGUGUCUAUGAUCCGGCGCCAAGUGGGUUGGAUGAGCUUGUUGAAAAGAUAUGGGGUUUGUUCGGGAGAGAAAAGAGUCCGUAG